This is a messenger RNA of Pseudo-nitzschia multistriata, 1079 nucleotides long. The record is from the annotation of a GenBank genome assembly. NCBI's taxonomy places the organism in Eukaryota, Bacillariophyta, Bacillariophyceae, Bacillariales, Bacillariaceae.
GGUAAAAAUAUGGUCAGCCGUACGAAGCAGAAAAAGUCGUAGUGAUACGUAUGAAUGGUGAUCAUCCAAUCACCUCGUUUCAUCCGCAAAAAUUAGAGUAAGUUAUUGGCGCCCACAUUCAACCUCCAUGCUACCUUAAUAUCUGCCGCCAUUAUUAUUUUUAUUAUUGUCAAACCACCAUGAGCGAAGUACAAGUAAAUGCCGUGCUCUCGACACAGAGCGCAGACACAGUCGAUAGCACACAAUCUAGGGAUGCCAAUGGAAACCCGAUAGUUUCAAAAAGCAAGGCUCGCUCUCUGCGAAGAAAGCGUGCGAAACAACGAAAGAAGGCGGCAAUGCAGAAUGGCGGACAAGGAGUGGAAGAAAAGAAAACAGAACCUCAGGAUAAAGAGAAUAGUGGUGCCCAGCAACCAAAGGGUCAAGCGGGCGCGAAGAAGAAAAAAAGGCACAGGAAAAAGAAAAACAAGGCACAAGCAGGCGAUGGAGCAAAACCUGAUGCUAUCAAGAACAAUAAUGGUAACAAAGUGCGAUCCAGCUCGGCGGCAACUUCAAAGAACGUGGAACCCAAGGUUACUGCGUCAACAAAGCUUUCAGAGAGUGCUAAACCCAAAGUUACUGCGUCGACAUCAGAGAUCACAAAAGGAACAGAAGAAACGAGCCCUGCAAAAAUUGAUGAUUUGCCUGUCAGAGAAGAAACCAUUGCUCCAGUUGCAACUUCGGUGGAGAUAAAAUCGGAUACCACACAAGCAACUAUUUACGACGAUGAUAAUGAAAACAACAUUGGAGAGAAAGAGGAUUGUGCGUGCGCUUGCACUCUCAUGUAAAAUUGAAGCUUUGCAUUGCCACAUUUCCACAAUGAUACUUUCAAGAUAUCGAUUAUUACAUCAUUUUGUGUCGUACUGCAGUGUUUGCCAGUAUCACUCUUUGAUUGUAGAGUCCGAUGAAGACAAAACUCAUCAAAUGGAAUCAAGUUCAAAAUGUCUGUUCCCAGAGUCCGUGAAUUUCGUGAACCUUAAGACAUGCGAUGAUACCACUUUCGAUUUCUGUAACAGGAUGUAACAUAAAACUACUUAACAUGU